CGGCUGCAGCUGGAGAAGGCGGCCUGGCGCUGGACCGAGACGGUGCCGCCCGAGGAGGUGGCGCAGGAGCACGUGGAGGCGGCCUACCGCAUCGGCCUGGAGCCCUGCCGCCGCGGCGUCUGCAGAAGAAACUGCAGAGGAAACCCAAACUGUUUGGUUGGGAUUGGUGAACAUGUUUGGCUGGGAGAAAUUGAUGAGAAUAGCUUUCACAAUAUUGAUGACCCAAAUUCAGAACGCAGGAAAAAGAAUGCAUUCGUAGGAUUAACAAACCUUGGAGCCACAUGCUACGUGAACACUUUCUUGCAAAUGUGGUUUCUUAACUUGGAGCUUCGGCAGGCACUUUACUUGUGCCCCAGCACCUGCAGCGAAUAUUUGACCGGUGAGGGCAUCCCAGAAGACAAAGAUUAUGAACCUCAGACAAUUUGUGAGCAUCUCCAGUACCUGUUUGCAUUGUUACAGAACAGCAAAAGGCGAUACAUUGAUCCCUCUGGGUUUGUUAAAGCACUAGGCUUGGAUACAGGACAGCAACAGGAUGCCCAGGAGUUUUCCAAGCUCUUUAUGUCACUGCUGGAAGAUACUUUGUCUAAACAGAAAAAUCCAGAUGUUCGAAAUAUCGUCCAGAAGCAGUUUUGCGGAGAGUAUGCAUAUGUCACCGUCUGUAACCAGUGUGGCAGGGAGUCCAAACUUGUAUCCAAGUUUUAUGAACUGGAAUUAAAUAUCCAAGGGCACAAGCAAUUGACAGACUGCAUCACAGAAUUUCUUAAGGAAGAAAAACUAGAAGGGGACAAUCGCUAUUUCUGUGAAACUUGUCAGAGUAAGCAAAAUGCCACAAGGAAGAUCAGGCUGCUUAGUCUUCCAUGCACUCUCAACUUGCAGCUGAUGCGUUUUGUGUUUGACAGGCAAACUGGCCAUAAGAAAAAGCUGAAUACUUACAUUGGGUUCUCUGAACUGCUUGACAUGGAGCCUUUUAUGGAACAGCGAAAUGGCGUCUAUGUCUAUGAACUCAGUGCAGUCCUUAUCCACAGAGGAGUGAGUGCAUACUCUGGUCAUUACAUUGCUCAUGUGAAGGACCCACAGACUGGUGAAUGGUACAAGUUUAAUGAUGAAGACAUAGAAAAGAUGGAGGGGAAGAAAUUGCAAUUGGGGAUUGAGGAAGAUCUAGCAGAGCCUUCUAAAUCUCAGACUCGUAAACCCAAGUGCGGGAAGGGGACUCAUUGCUCUCGAAAUGCUUACAUGUUGGUGUACAGGCUGCAAACCCGUGAAAAAUCGCCGACAGUUGAAGUACCAGCUUUUCUGCAGGAGCUGGUAGAACGGGAUAACUGCAAGUUUGAGGAGUGGUGUAACGAAAUGGCAGAGAUGCGAAAGCAGAGCGUGGCCAGAGGCAAAAUCAAACAUGAAGAGGUGAAGGAGCUCUACAAAAGGUUACCUGCUGAAGCUGGAUCCCCAUAUGAGUUUAUCUCUCUUGAUUGGCUACAGAAAUGGCUGGAUGAAUCUACCCCUCCCAAACCCAUAGAUAACGCUGCAUGCCUAUGUUCACAUGGAAAACUGCACCCAGAUAAAAUAUCCAUUAUGAAGAGAAUAUCUGAGUAUGUUGCUGACUUCUUCUACAGGAGAUAUGGAGGGGGCCCCAGGCUGACUGUGAAAGCCCUGUGCAAGGACUGUGUGGUUGAGAGAUGUCGAAUACUGCGACUGAAAAAUCAGUUAAAUGAAGACUACAAAACUGUUACAAAUUUGCUGAAAAUUACAGUAAAGGGCAAUGAUGGAUUUUGGGUGGGAAAGGCAUCCUUGCGCAGCUGGCGUCAGUUGGCUUUGGAACAGCUGAAUGAGCAAGAUGAUGAUACAGAACACAGUAAUGGCAAAAUGAAUGGAGACACCCAAAACAAAGAUGAAUCCAAUGAAGACAAAAGAGAGGAGGAAGAGGAGUUAAAUUUUAAUGAAGACAUUGUUUGUCCGCAUGGUGACCUGUGCAUAUCAGAAAAUGAAAGAAGGGUUGUUUCUAAAGAAGCCUGGAAAAAACUCAAGCAGUAUUUUCCAAAGGCCCCUGAAUUCCCAAAUAACAAAGAAUGCUGUUCCCAGUGCAAGAUUCUGGAAAGAGAAGGAGAGGAAAAUGAAGCUUUACAUAAGAUGAUGGCAAGUGAACAGAAAGCUUCCCUCCAGAACCUGUUUCAUGACAAAUGCAGACCGUGUCUUGGUAGCUGGCCUCAGGAGACAGAUGAACUUUACAUUGUUUCACAGUUUUUUGUAGAAGAAUGGAGGAAAUUUGUUAGGAGGCCUACAAGAUGCAGUCCUGUAUCGUCGGUGGGAAACAGUGCUCUCCUGUGUCCACAUGGGGGCCUUAUGUUCACAUACGCUUCCAUGACCAAAGAAGAUUCUAAACUUAUAGCUCUAAUAUGGCCCAGCGAGUGGGAGAUGAUACAAAAGCUAUUUGUUGUGGAUCAUGUAAUCAAAAUCAUCAGGACACUCGCUGAUGACACAAACCCUGAGAGCGCACUUUAUGAUUCUGAGCCUAAAUUGUGUCCAGAAUGCAGAGAAGGGUUGUUAUGCCAACAGCAGAGGGAUCUGCGUGAGUACACCCAAGCCACCAUUUAUAUACAUAAAGUGGUGGAUAAUAAAAAGGUAAUGAAGGAGGCUGCCCCAGAGCUAAAUGUGAGCAGUUCGGAAGCUGAAGAGGAAAGGGAAGAAAACAAACCUGAAGGGGAACAGGACCCAGAUUUUAACCAGACUAAUGGUGGUACCAAGCGGCAGAAAGUAUCCCACCAGAAUUAUGUCACUUACCAGAAGCAAGGCAUCAGACGGAGUACACGACACAGGAAAGUCAGAGGGGAAAAGGCCCUGCUUGUUUCUGCAAAUCAGACGCUGAAGGAGCUGAAAAUACAGAUCAUGCACGCAUUUUCAGUUGCUCCAUUUGACCAGAAUUUAUCAAUCAAUGGAAAGAUACUCAGUGAUGACACUGCAACGCUUGGCAACCUUGGAGUCAUUCCAGAGUCGGUCAUCUUAUUGAAGGCUGAUGAACCCAUCGCAGAUUAUGCAGCAAUGGAUGAUGUUAUGCAAGUUUGUAUGCCUGAAGAAGGAUUUAAAGGGACUGGUCUUCUUGGACACUAAAGGUUUUUUUUAUACCCGCUGGCAGCAGAGAAAUGACCAGAAGAGAAGAGGAUUUUGACAUGGUAGGGCAUUAAAAGCAAAGGUGGAUAUAUAGGACUCAACAGUUGCUUGACUCUUCCAGAAGGCAGAAACCAAUUCUGAAAUGACUGCCCCAAAAUGCCUUAUGUCAAAGCAGAUUGCACUGAAGGACAUCCUGACUUCAAGAGAGCGUCUCAAAUUUUAUAUUUAAUAAAGCAAAGUAAGGUUGCAAAGUUUAGUAGCAGUAACAGUAUAUUGUGUUUACAGACAGAACUUUCUAGCUGAGGAAGGGAGUGGCAUUUUAUUGUAUUUCCUUACUCGGAUUUCAUACCACGGUCAUCUUUCCAUAAUGGAAUUGUAAUAUAGUAGAUCAAAAACAUCUUGAUCUGUCCUAAAGUGAGUCUUUAGACAAAAACCUGCUUACAGAUAUCCUGUCUUUGAUCCACUAUUACUCUUUCAGUACAGCAUGGAAGUAAAGAAAUUGUUAAUUGUGAGGAAUGUCUAGCUUUUUCAAACUUCAUAUAUGUACCCCAAGAUGUAAGCUGUGGCCCGCCUGUGAAAGCCUUCCAUCAGUGAUUCUUAGAUGCAGAGAUCAAGGGGCUGGGAGA
This is a messenger RNA of Gavialis gangeticus (Gharial), 3728 nucleotides long. It is a transcript of the gene USP48, whose product is annotated as ubiquitin specific peptidase 48. Gene Ontology annotation, molecular function: cysteine-type deubiquitinase activity; cysteine-type endopeptidase activity; protein binding. Lineage: Eukaryota; Metazoa; Chordata; Crocodylia; Gavialidae. The record is from RefSeq and is a predicted model, not a curated record. The annotation marks the transcript as partial. Gene Ontology annotation, biological process: protein deubiquitination. Gene Ontology annotation, cellular component: nucleus; cytosol. The transcript has 27 exons.